AUGGGUUGGGUUUAUAAUUUGAAGACUCCCGAUCCUCACAGUCAUAUCCCGCAAGUGAUUGGCGUCUCACUCACUUUUUCCAUUGUUGCCUGUCUCGCCGUCAUACUUCGUUUCUACGUGCGAUUGCACACCAAGAGAACACCAUGGUUUGAUGACUACGCCGCAAUGUUCAGUGCGGUCUUGAGUGUGGCAUAUGCAGGAAUUUCCGUUGCCCAAACGCGAUGGGGACUCGGGCUUAAUUUCAAAUAUUUUCCUACCGAAAAUGUCGUUCCUUUCAGUCAUGUUCAAUAUGCAGGUGGACCGGUCUAUGUCCUAGCCCUGCUGGGUUUCAAAGUCGCUCUUUUGACCUCGUACCUUCGCAUCGGUGGCUUUGUGCAGGCAUACAAGAAUGUCAUCCUUGGCGUCAUCGUGUUAGUCGUGUGUAACCAAGUGAUCUUUACGUUUCUACUUUUGUUCGCUUGCAAUCCGGUUGCUAAACAGUGGGAUUUGUCUAUCCCUGGCACGUGUAUCAAUACCGUGAAAUCAUACUAUGGAUUGGCCGGUUCCAGUCUCGGCUUUGAUCUUAUUAUCAUCGCCCUUCCUCUCCCUGUAUUAUGGAAAUUGAAACUCCACCGAAAGCAAAAGAUUGCUCUCAUUAUCCUUUUCGCUCUCGGUUUCUUCGUGACCAUUAUCCAAAUCAUUCGUGUUUUCACCAUCAAGAAACUCCAAACCUACACUGACAGUGAACCAAUUGUCAUUUGGUCCGUCAUUGAAAUCAGUCUUGGUGUCAUCGUAACCUGCGUCCCAACCUACGGCCCCCUCUUCAAAGCCUUCUCCUCCAACCUCAAUUCAUACCGCAAAAACCGCUACGGCCAAAGCUACGGCCAAAGCUAUCGCCUCGAAACAAGCGGCAAACGCAAUACCACCGCUCCCUCUACCCGCAAGAGAAACACCAGCCAACUCAACUCCCAAGACCUCGCAUACGAUCUCGAAGACGUCGGCGACCGUCCAUACGAUAAGACAAACCAUACCACUACCAUCAUGUCCAUGGCGCAGCGGAGUGAUAACGAACCUGCGAACGGGGACACCGCGUCCGAGGAACACAUCCUGCCGGAAACCGUGGAAAGGUCGGAUAUGGGAACUGAUCCGUUUGCGAUUCACACCAAGACCGAGGUUACGAUUGAGAGACAUGGUGUUUAG
Aspergillus wentii DTO 134E9 is the source of this 1179-nucleotide messenger RNA. Its product is annotated as putative integral membrane protein (Pth11). The transcript is spliced from 7 exons. Lineage: Eukaryota; Fungi; Ascomycota; Eurotiomycetes; Eurotiales; Aspergillaceae. The record is from RefSeq and is a predicted model, not a curated record. Bases 1 to 1179 code for a protein of 392 amino acids.